AUGAAACUCUUCAUCGCUCUUGCUACCCUGGUGGUGUUGGUCGCGGGCCAGGACACCUACAAGUUGGAGAAAGAGGAACUGGACAUCGAUGAGGUGGUCAGCAACCCGGAGUUGCUGAAUUCCUGGUUCAGCUGCUUUGUGGACCAGGGCCCGUGUAACCAGCUCCAGGCCAGAUUAAAGGUUGACCUGCCCGAAGGGAUACAGCAAGCGUGUGCUAAAUGCACAGCUCCACAAAAGGUGAUCUUUAAGACAUUCUUCACUGGUCUACAGGAAAAGGCCCCUGCCGACUUUGAAGUCUUCAGACAGAAGUUCGACCCAGAAAACAAGUAUUUUGGACCGUUGGCUAAGGCUGUUGCAUAAAUGCUGACACUCGAUACAUC
Cydia fagiglandana is the source of this 380-nucleotide messenger RNA. RefSeq names its product ejaculatory bulb-specific protein 3-like. Lineage: Eukaryota; Metazoa; Arthropoda; Insecta; Lepidoptera; Tortricidae. The record is from RefSeq and is a predicted model, not a curated record. The transcript has 2 exons. The coding region runs from base 1 to 360 and encodes 119 amino acids.